Messenger RNA from Striga asiatica, 375 nucleotides. Lineage: Eukaryota; Viridiplantae; Streptophyta; Magnoliopsida; Lamiales; Orobanchaceae. The record is from the annotation of a GenBank genome assembly.
AUGUCUGCCAGAGAUGGAGUCAACGUAGGUGUCAAUGCCGGAUAUGCUGGAAAAAAUGUCGACGCUAAAGGUGAGGAGAGAAGUUUAGUUGAGGGCGAAAUCAAACAUUUUCCAUAUUAUCACUGGUCCGCUGAGGUGCCUGAGAAAAAGUUGAUCCCACAUGGUCAAAUCGUAGGCCUCCAUGGCGCUGUACUUAUUCCCAAUCACAUCGGCUAUGGCCACUACUCGAUUUCUCAGCCUAUCGACAGCGAGCCCCAGCGACGAGUUCCUCCCCAAGCCGGCACCGUCGACCACUGGAAUCUCCUAGGAGGAGGACGAAGAAAGACUUUGCGGUGCAUAAGAGGGAGAAAGACAUGGCUGGGUUUUGUUGUAUGA